Molecule: messenger RNA, 2560 nt
Organism: Odontomachus brunneus
Lineage: Eukaryota; Metazoa; Arthropoda; Insecta; Hymenoptera; Formicidae
Gene: Xbp1
Cellular component (GO): nucleus
Molecular function (GO): RNA polymerase II transcription regulatory region sequence-specific DNA binding; DNA-binding transcription factor activity, RNA polymerase II-specific
Source: RefSeq, a predicted model, not a curated record
ACAAGCGCGACCCCUCAGUCGAUGGUGAACGCCGAGAGGUUUGUGGGUGUGGAGAGAGAGAGAAAGAGAAAGAGAGAGAGAGAGAGAGAGAGAGAGAGAGAACGACGCGGUCGGCUUGUGAUACGAUAAUUAAUAUUCGUAAUUACGAAGAUAGAUCGUCGCGUCUCGUCGCAUGGCGGAUUAUGAACUGAAGAACUCACUGGACCCUACCUUGCCUAAGGAAUCGCGCAAGGAGCUGCUGCGAAGCGAGGUGACGCGUGACGCGCUCUCAAACAGAAGCGUCAUCGCAUCGAUCUUGUUGAACAAAGCCAGGAUGAGCGUCAGGAAGCUGGCACCCAGACAACAAGAGGACAUGGAGGACGAUGAUACGUCGACGCUCUUUAAGAGCGCGAGUUCGCGUAGCAAAAGGCGUCGGCUGGAUCAUCUAACGUGGGAAGAGAAGCUACAAAGAAAGAAAAUGAAGAACAGAGUGGCAGCCCAAACCUCUCGGGAUCGCAAGAAAGCCAAGUUGGAUGAGCUGGAGCAGACAGUAAAGAUGCUCACACAGGAAUGCAUAAUGCUGAGGUCGCAAAACGAGUCGCUGUUGAAUGAAACAAAAAGACUGAGGAAGGAAUUAGACACUAAGAACAGAGAGGAGCGAUACUGCACGUUGUGUCAGGCUCGUGUCCAUUGUGUUGUACCCUCACUGGGAUCUGCAGUAUCCCCCAAUGACCCUGCCGCAGGGUGGGACAGCACAGUCGGCAGCGCGCCUGACACCAACACCAGGAGCAAUUGCUCUAUUGAAGAUCCUGACCAUUUACCUACUCUUGAGGAACUUUGCAGUGACCUCCAGGACGACGAUUACAUCGAGCGACUCGAGGAACUCGCGGAGAGUCUAUUACGAGAAGUUAAUAUCGAAGUGCAAGCAACUCCUGAUAAGUCAAAUGAACAAGUGUCCAUCAAGGAUGAUUCCGAUGAAAAAUCUAGCCAUCCAGAAACAGUGGUGGGGCAGACAUCAGAAAAUGUGGAAGCCAAUCGAGCUAGUGGAAGCGUAGGUGAUGCAUCCUACCUAACCGCGGAUUCCAGCUUAUCCAAUUAUCAUCCUGUGGUCUGUAGUACAAGGAGCGACGCGCAAGGCGUCAUGACCAACGCGACGACUGGCCAAACGACGCCGUCGUUGGCGAUUAAGACCGAAGUCGAAAUCAAGCAGGAAUCCGAGGUGGCGCAUGACUUAGAAACUACCUUUUAUGGCACAUACGAUGAGGCUACGAAUUCGAUUACGAUCAUUUAUCCGGGGCAAGAGGACGCCGACAUCGGCAUUCAGGAAUGUGUGCAAGAGAUCAGCACGGACGACGACAUAGUGUGCCACGAUAUGGACGGCACUGUUGUCCACAACGUGACACACGACACCGUCGCUGAAGUUACCACCGAUAUCAAGUAUCUAAAACCACCGCCGCUUCGUGGUUACUCCACGCAGUUCUCCCCGGCGUACACUUGCCGCACCGACACCAUGUCGCCCGCGAGCAUCAACUCGGACACGGAUUCCUGUGUCGUCCCGCAAAUGGAUAGUAUCAGCAGCACGGAUUGCGGCUACGAGUCGCACGACUCCCCGUCCGUAGACUCGCAUUGCCGUUACUCUUAUUUCAACGACUUUUGGCAAGAGAACUUCAGAGACUUAUUUCCCGCGCUUGCCUGACAGUUCUCAAGAAAACGACGAAUUGCGCGCAGGAACAGGCAACCGAUACCGAAUCGUUGCGUCUGUGAUACGAGAGGGAGAUUCCAUAGCGCAGAAAGUAGUGCACAGCUGCCGCGUUAUAAUGCACCAUGCACAUUCGGUUAGAUUCCUUCAAAGAGAAACGGAAAAUUAUAAAAAAGAAAGAAUAUAAAAGCAACGCUUUUUGUAUAGUUUAUCAUUUAUCCGACAUAAGUUAAAGAUAUAUAUAAAUAUCGCGUUCAUAUUGAUAGGAAGAUAUUUAAAUUAUAUUUUUAUUAUAUGUAUUAUAUUUAUCUCGCAUAGAGUAUGUUAGUUCUGUUUGAAAAAUUUAUUUUAACUAUCUACAAAGACAUCAAAAAUUGUUAAUCGACGAGAUAUCUUUAUCUCUAACUAUAAUAACAAGGUAAGAUUCGAUAAAGACAUGAGAGAUUAUUGUGUCAUUUUUUUGUUUCUUUCUAUCAAUGCCGGGAAGUAGUCUUUGGUAGCACAAACUAUAGCAGCAUGUACUAUUGGUGUUCGUAUGUAACAUAUUAAGCUGCUCGUAAUACGAAGUGAACGAUUGGCAAAAUUUGUAUCUUUAUUGUAAGAUUCUAUAUAUUUUUGUAUAUAUACCUGCGAAUGCGUGGAUUUCUUUCAAUAGAUAUAUAUAUAUGUAUAAUAUAUAUUACCCGUCACACACAAUCAGGAACUAUAAGGCAAAUAUACGUAGUUUCAUUUUUCUUUCGUAAUCAAUGAAUAUCCCUUGUAUACACAUCCACGUUCUAUUUUAGAAGUUUAUUGUUAACAUGUGUGUAUACGUGAAGUCGGUGAGCUGAUCUUUAUUUUGUAACAAAAUGCCAAAUAAACAAAAGAAUGGUUUAUCUCUCA